This is a messenger RNA of Clonostachys solani, 1857 nucleotides long. The record is from the annotation of a GenBank genome assembly. Lineage: Eukaryota; Fungi; Ascomycota; Sordariomycetes; Hypocreales; Bionectriaceae.
AUGACUGAGGCCGAAAGAGAAGACUACUUGGCCAGUAGGAUGGAGCAUCCUUCCACCCAUACGGCCGCCUUUAUAGAGAACCAGGUUCGAGUAGCGGGUGAACCAGCACCCGUUUUUAUUAAUAAAUUGAACCGUAUCGACUCGCUCGAAGUAGCAAAAAAACAGCAAAAAAUAAGCGACGAGCUGUGGAAAGAGGCGAAUGCGGAAAAGACAACCUUGCUGGCUCUCAUGGAACAAGUCCGUGCCAAGCUCGAUAAGAGCAAUCCCGUUACGGCACACAUAUCGAGGAUGGACGCAAGAACGUGCUCCUGGGAUCAAGUUCUGCAAGAAGUAGAGAUCUUAGCUUCCCGGUGGUCGUCGUCGCCGAAACGAGCUUCGAAGAUGCUCUAUUUGGAUCGCUUGGGGAGAAAUUCCGAAGCCUUCCAAGCAUGGAUAGGGUUGCUCCCCACGGGGGAUUUCGGAUCAAGCAUAUGCGGCGUUUUCACGAUUGCUCUCAAUGCUGCUGGUCAAUACGUGAAGGUAGAAGACGCAAUUAUCGAUGCACUUGCCCAGAUACCAGAGGCGGUCAGCGACACCAGACGAUACAUCAAACUCUACGCGGAAACCAAAGACCACCGACUUGAAGAACGGACAUUUGAUCUUUACCUGUCGAUUCUUAAGGCACUGAAUCACAUUAUGAGAUUCUUUGCUGAGCGAUCUGUCAAUAAAUUUGCUGGAUCUCUUUUCAAGCAAAGCUCAUACCAGAAGGAACUCUUCUCGAGCAUAGAAAACAUCAAGGUCCGGGUCUCGCGGGUCAAGGAAGAGUCUGAGCACUGCAUGCAAAGACGUGUAGCAGACAUGCAAAAGUCCAUCGUCAACACGGACCAGAAUACCACCAAGUCGUUACAACUUCUUCAGGCAUUAUACAACCAACUUAUCUUGCAAGAACCACGCUCUUCAUUUGAUCAAGACAACAUGGCUCCAGCAGGAAGAAACCUCUCGGCUACUGGUACACACAAAAUGCACAGCUCUAUAAUGCGUUCCGGAACUGACGGAGCACCUGCUUCGUAUAAUAGGAAGCAGUUGGGCAGCCUUUUAACAACACUCCAAUUUGACGAUGCUGCCGUAUCAAGAGACAUUCAAACAUGCCAACGCAAUGGUUAUGCCUCGGACGAAGCUUUCCAAGCCAAAGCAGCAAAGCUUAUCCAAAGCCAGGAGCUCAAAAAUUUUAUCACCAGCAAUUCCAACUUGGGAACGUUGCUCAUCAACGGAAAUGAAGACAUGUCUGCAACUGAGGGAGCAUCUCCUGUUAGCCUGGUGUCUGCAAGAAUAGCCCUUGCUUCCGCGAAUACGCCCCAAACCCUAUGUCUUUCGUUUUUCUGCACGGAGCAUCGUUCAUAUGGUGGCCCUCCUGGCCCACCUGCGCCGGCAGCAAUGAUGGCUAGCCUGACUGCCCAACUUCUCAACAAAAUGGCAGAAAGAUCUUUCAGCGUCGACCUCUCCUUUUGCGAUGACCUUAAGACAGAGGAUAUUUCCGGGUUUAAUCUGAAAACCCUGUGUGUAAUAUUCUCGGAACUCGCGAAACAGAUACCCGAGGGUACGAUAUUGAUCUGUCUCAUUGAUGGGAUCGACCUGUACGAGACGGGCGAUUUCCGCGAAGAUGUCGAUACUAUCAUGAGAAGAAUGGCGAGGCAGGUAGCAAAGCGAACCAACAUGAUAUUCAAGUUGAUUGUAACUUGCAACGGUCGAGCAAGGGCCAUUCAGACCCAUUUUGCGUCUGUCAUCAACAUGGAGGAGUCAGUCGAGCCGGAUGACUCAUCUCAAUGGAGAAUUGACAAUUCUAAUAUUUUAAGAGACUUACAAGACGCGGAAUCUUGA